Messenger RNA from Pseudoliparis swirei, 1894 nucleotides. It is a transcript of the gene gem, whose product is annotated as GTP binding protein overexpressed in skeletal muscle. The transcript has 4 exons. Gene Ontology annotation, molecular function: GTPase activity; calcium channel regulator activity; GTP binding. Lineage: Eukaryota; Metazoa; Chordata; Actinopteri; Perciformes; Liparidae. Gene Ontology annotation, cellular component: plasma membrane. Gene Ontology annotation, biological process: negative regulation of high voltage-gated calcium channel activity. Bases 348 to 1271 code for a protein of 307 amino acids. The record is from RefSeq and is a predicted model, not a curated record.
UCGCUCUGCUUUGACCAGACAAAUGUUUUUGGAUUGUUCGACUUAAUUACAAAAUUCUAGAUCAUUUCGGGUUCCACGUCCGACCUGAACUCAAUAUUUGAAAGAGUUUAGUCAAUAUUUGCAAUAAUUUACUGUAUUGCACAGCUGUAUUCUAACGUGACUCCUUUUCAUCAUUUCGGGACAGACUUUAUUCUUUUAGCCGUGAGGGGAUCUAAAGGACGUUUAUGGUCUGAAGCUGUAAAAGCGACUUUUAAGGAAGAAAUCGACUUUCUUUAUUUAAUUUGCCCGAAAGAGAUUAAAGCAUCGCCUCCCGUAACCCAGUCCCUCGUCACCGUGCCACCGGCACCAUGCUGUCCACCGUGCGCCGCCACAGCCUCCGCCUGCAGACGGAGCUCCACCGGUGGAGCAUCAGCGACCCGGGCAGCCACCUGCUCCCCGCCAGCCUCCUGGCUCGGGGGGUCCCCGCGCGCAUCUUCCGGUCCAAGUCCUGCACGAGCUACGCCGGGGAGUCGGCCGGGAGCCGCGGGAGCUGGUCGUCCUCGGACUCGGUCAUCUCCACCGACUCCGCCGGGGACACCGCGGAACCCGGGAGCCCGUACCGGGUGGUGCUGCUAGGGGCCAGCGGGGUCGGCAAAACCGCCUUCGCCCGCAUCUUCGCCGGGGCAGCGGACAGCAUGGACAGCGACGACUGCGAGCUGUGUGGAGAUGACGUCUGUGAAAAGGAAAUUGAAGUGGAUGGAGAGCCUGCAACGAUCACUCUGCUUGACACGUGGGAGGCCGAGACUGGCCACGGGUGUGCUCAGGAGCACGACAUGCAGGCAGGCGACGCCUACCUGUUGCUGUACUCUGUAACUGACCGGGCCUCCUUCCUGCGAGCCUCCGAGCUCCGGAUCACCCUGCGGCGCGUCAGUCCCACGCAGCACACACCCAUCAUCCUGGUGGGGAACAAGUGUGACCUGGUGCGACGCAGAGAGGUGUCGCUCAGCGAGGGUCGCGCCUGUGCAGCUGUGUUCGACUGCAAGUUCAUCGAAACCUCAGCCGCGAUGCAGCACAACGUCUGGGAAGCGUUUCACGGCAUGGUGCGACAGCUGCGUCUACGCCGAGACACCAAGGCGGCGAACAGGCGCCGGCGGCACCCACGCUGUCACACACGGCGCGAGAGCCUUCCCAUGAAGGCCAAACGCUUCCUCGACAAGGUGAUGGCCAAGAAAAAUCCCAAUGUGGCGUUCUGGUUGAAAUCCAAGUCCUGCCAUGAUCUUUCUGUGCUGUAGAAACAUGACACACACUUGUUCUGAACGACGCCAAAGCUUUGAGCAGCUGAACAAGUUACAUCCUGGAGAUCAACAUUUGUGGACGCCUGCAUCUGAGGCUUGGAUGUGUUCACACUGAGCCAGGCUGGUGUACGUGAGAGGUGUGUGUGUGCAGCCUUCCUGCACCGCCAUCCACACGUUGCAGUCUGAACCAGACUACGUGGACUGAGCUCGGCCUCGGUAAUGGACCGGACGACCAGCGGAUGAAGUGACGUUUCCUGUUGCAAAGACUCGUCACGUCUGUGUGGCAUAAACUUUGGAGGUUAGAAAUCGACUGAUGGAAUCGGAGAGAAGGAUGUUACGUCCUCGUGUUUUCAACAGAUACAUUUGUUGUAGUCUUAUCUUUUUCAUCAUCAGUUUGCUCUCAUUCCUGCGUAAUUUGUCAUCUGUAGAUUCCCCAAGUGCUAAGAGGACCAGUUGUAAGCUAUUGAUGAUCAAUUAUGAUGAUUUAACUUGGACUCUCUUUACUUUUUAUGUGUUGUAUUUUGCACUGACUGUAAAUACAUAAAUUACCUGAUUAUGUGUUGUAUUUUGCUACUUGUAUGUUUCAAUGGUGCUCUUUGAAAUAAAGUGACAUCAUCCAA